AUAUGGACGCAUUCGACGCACGGAUCUGGCCAAUGGGCCUUUCUUCUACCUUUCGAACAUGUCUGGCUGGCUCCAAAUUAUUCUCCAUCAAACAAACAAACAACACUAGCUGCCAAAACCCCAACCAAAUUCGCGUGUCUUUAUUAAUUUUUCAGCAUCAAGCUUCAGCCUUUAACAAGUAAAAGCAAAACCCAGAAAUGCCUCCAAAUCUCUGCACUGUCGUCGUCUUCCUUCUGGCGACGAUGGCCUAUGGCGGCGGAGCCGUAGGCGUGAACUGGGGCACGACGGCCUCGCACCCAUUACCGCCGACCAAGGUGGUGGAGCUGUUGAAGUCCAACAAUGUGACCAAGGUCAAACUACUCGACGCCGACCCAGGUGUCCUAGAAGCGCUUUCUGGGUCCAAUCUUGGUGUCACUGUGGGCAUUCCUAAUGCCUCGCUUAGAACCUUGAACUCUUCUAAGAAGGCUGCUGAGAGUUGGGUUCAUGACAAUGUCACUCGCUACGUCUCCAAUGGCGGCAGUGGCGUUAAAAUUGAGUAUGUUGCUGUUGGAGAUGAGCCAUUUCUUCAGAGUUAUGGUGAGCAAUUUCACCCCUUUGUCAUUGGAGCAGCAAUGAAUAUCCAUAUAGCUUUGGCCCGAGCAAAAUUGGAGAGCAAGGUGAAAGUAGUUGUUCCUUGCAGUUUUGAUUCCUUCCUGUCAGAGUCUGGCCAUCCUUCGAAAGGACAUUUUCGGGCUGACCUCAACAGAACCAUGAUUGAACUCCUCACGUUUCUCAGCAAGCACAGUUCACCAUUCUUUGCGACCAUUUCUCCGUUCUUAAGUCUCCACCAGAACAAAAACAUUUCCCUGGACUUUACUCUAUUUAAAGCCAAUGCAAAACCUCAUAAUGACAGCCGGAGAACAUACAAAAACAGCUUUGACUUGAGCUACGACAUCUUGAUUACUGCAUUGUCAACAGUAGGAUUUCCUAAAAUGGAAAUUGUUGUGUCGCAGAUUGGUUGGCCUACAGAUGGAGCAGCAAACGCAACCUCAUCAACUGCAGAGACCUUCAUGAAAGGCCUGAUGGAGCACCUUCAUAGCAAAUCGGGGACCCCACUUAGACCUCGGGAUCCUCCAUCUGAAACAUACAUUUUUAGCCUCUUAGAUGAGGAUCAAAGAAGCGUAAGCACUGGGAAUUUUGAAAGACAUUGGGGUGUGUUCACUUUUGAUGGUCAAGCCAAGUACCAUUUUGACUUUAUCCAAGGCUCGAAAAACCUCGUGGAUGCACAGAAUGUUGAGUACCUUCCUUCGAAGUGGUGUGUAGUGAACAACAAUAAGGACUUAUCCAAUGCAACUGCAAGUUCUUUAGAGGCAUGUUCACUUGCCGAUUGCACCGCACUGUCUCCUGGUGGGUCUUGUUCCAAUAUCAGCUGGCCUGGAAAUAUAUCGUAUGCGUUUAAUAGCUACUAUCAGCAGCAUAAUCAGAGUGCAGACAGCUGUAACUUUGGGGGCUUGGGUUUAAUCACAACCGUUGAUCCGUCAGUGGAUAAUUGCAGGUUUUCUGUUCAACUUCGCACUUCUCUUUCAGAUUUCCUUUAUCCGGCCUAUCUUACCCAGUGGAUGACCUUACUAGUCACAACCAUUUUGUUAUCCUUAACCAUAUUUACGUAGAAAAUAGAUUCCAAGGAAAUUUUUGUAGAAAAUAGAUAUCCGAGGAGAUUUUUUACUGCUGUAUGAUCUGUCUCCUGUUCCAUUGUUGCCAGUGUUUGUUGUUGUAGCUUGUAAGAGGUUUGAUUACUUGUUGAAGUGCUUAUUCUGUGAGCAGACAUGGGCUUAGCCAAGUUGGCUAGAGCGGAUGUGUUUCCCACUCUGCACCGGAGUUCGAAUCCCACUCCCUGUAUUGGUGAUUAGAUUACAGUAGAAUAUCAUUUGUAUCAAAUGCUUAUUUUGUGAAAUGUAAGAUGGCAAAAGAAGGGUGUUUGGAAAUCAAAAUGACUUUGAGGCUCUA
Prunus dulcis (almond) is the source of this 1986-nucleotide messenger RNA. RefSeq names its product glucan endo-1,3-beta-glucosidase 9. Gene Ontology annotation, cellular component: plasma membrane. The record is from RefSeq and is a predicted model, not a curated record. Gene Ontology annotation, biological process: carbohydrate metabolic process. Bases 198 to 1649 code for a protein of 483 amino acids. Gene Ontology annotation, molecular function: hydrolase activity, hydrolyzing O-glycosyl compounds. NCBI's taxonomy places the organism in Eukaryota, Viridiplantae, Streptophyta, Magnoliopsida, Rosales, Rosaceae. The transcript has 2 exons.